GCUCAUGUAUUUGGGUUCAGUUCCUCAGAGCGUGUGGAGGCUGAACAUUGACACACCUCAGGAAGCUCAGCAGAACUUGUCAUUUGGAGCUGCAGAUCGGUGGUGGGAACAGACAGAUCUGACCAAACUUCUGCUGUCUUCCAACAAACUCCAGAGCUUCUCUGAAGACGUCAAACUCCUCCCUUCCCUGGUUGUCCUGGAUAUCCAUGACAAUCAACUAAGCUCACUGCCUGAUUCUAUUAGAGAUCUAGAGCAACUACAGAAGCUCAUACUGAGUCACAAUAAACUGACACAAUUGCCGUCGGGUCUUUGGAGACUUACAAACCUGCGAUGUCUUCAUCUGCAACAGAAUCUGAUCGAACAGAUUCCUCAGGAUUCGGGCCAGCUGGUUAAUUUAGAUGAUCUUGAUCUCUCCAACAAUCAUCUAAUGGACAUUCCAGAAAGCCUGGCAAACCUGAAAAAUCUUGUGACAUUGAAUUUGUCCUGCAACAAGCUCAAGAGUCUCCCUCCUGCCAUCAGUGAAAUGAAAAACCUGAGAAUGCUGGACUGUUCCCGGAAUCAAAUAGGGAGCAUUCCUCCUGUCCUGGCUCAGAUGGAGUCCCUCGAACAGCUUUACUUAAGACACAACAAGUUACGCUUUCUUCCCGAACUGCACUGCUGUGAAACACUCAAGGAACUCCGUUGUGGGAACAACCAGAUUGAGGUAUUGGAGGCAGACCAUUUAAAGCACCGGAGUGCUCUGAGUUUCUUGGAGCUCUGAGAUAACAAGGUGAAGAACCUUCCAGAAGAAAUAACCCUACUGCAAGGCCUGGAGCGCCUGGAUCUUACUAACAAUGACAUCAGCAGUCUGCCGUGUGGACUUGGCACGUUACCCAAGCUGAAGUCUUUGGCUUUGGAGGGCAAUCCACUGAGGACGAUCCGCAGAGACCUCCUGACUAAAGGGACUGGUGAACUCCUAAAAUAUCUCAGAAGUCGAAUACAAGAGCAUCCAGAUGGAAGCUUGAAAGAAGAGCCAAAAACAGCAAUGACCCUCCCAAGCCAAGCUAAAAUCAAUGUGCAUGCCAUCAAAACUCUGAAAACACUGGACUACAGGUAAAAAAAAAUCAUCAGCAGCAACUUCGAGAGCAGGAUUUUGUGUAUUUAAUGGUAAAGCCUUUUAUUUAGCGAGAAACAUGAGGGAUCCAUCCCAGAUGAGGUGU
Molecule: messenger RNA, 1199 nt
Organism: Sinocyclocheilus grahami
Lineage: Eukaryota; Metazoa; Chordata; Actinopteri; Cypriniformes; Cyprinidae
Product: leucine-rich repeat-containing protein 40-like
Exons: 9
Coding region: 5-760 (251 amino acids)
Cellular component (GO): cytoplasm
Molecular function (GO): protein binding
Source: RefSeq, a predicted model, not a curated record